Molecule: messenger RNA, 189 nt
Organism: Sphaeroforma arctica JP610
Lineage: Eukaryota; Ichthyosporea; Ichthyophonida
Exons: 1
Biological process (GO): retrograde vesicle-mediated transport, Golgi to endoplasmic reticulum; endocytosis; phospholipid translocation
Cellular component (GO): plasma membrane; trans-Golgi network; endosome
Molecular function (GO): ATPase-coupled intramembrane lipid carrier activity
Source: RefSeq, a predicted model, not a curated record
AUGACUGGGCAUAAGGAACCUGCCGCACGAAGCAUAUACAUCGGAGAGCCAGAAAAACGGAAACCCAAACAUGUGUCAAAUGUUGUGUGCAAUCAGAAGUACAAUGUAGUGACUUUCCUACCCAUGGUGCUGUACGAACAAUUUAAGUUCUUCUUCAACUUGUACUUUUUGAUCGUCGCCCUGUCGCAG